Molecule: messenger RNA, 2208 nt
Organism: Linum trigynum
Lineage: Eukaryota; Viridiplantae; Streptophyta; Magnoliopsida; Malpighiales; Linaceae
Source: the annotation of a GenBank genome assembly
GAAAAAGCUUAUUGGUGCAACUUGCAAGUAGAUUAUGUGAUAGAUUAUAUUGCUUGUAGUCUGUGUUGAGUAGGGAUAGUCAUGGCAGGCAAAAGUGGUUCGAUCAGAUCAACCGAUGACCGGUUUUGAGGUAGGGAGUUAAACAAAUGUCAGGAGAUUGAUAGAUGAACCUUGCAGAAGUCAGUGUUGUGUUCAACUCCGCCGAUUAGCUGGUUGGAAGGGAUUUCUUUCUGCCGUUUUUCUAUCCCUUUUUAUUUUCGAACAGUCUAAUUCUAAUCUAUAUGAUAAAGAUUAAGGUUACACACUAGGUCUAGAGCAAAUACCCAAAUGUGUAUAAGUCCAUAAAUCGUGGAUCGGAGGUGUUGCUCCUGAACCUAUCGGGGAAACCUUGCUCCCCCGAGCUCCCUAAAUGAGCACUGCUCCACUAAACCCCAACUUACUGAUCGAACAACAAAAUCUCAUAAUCUCCCGUCAACGACAGAUAAUCCGAUUCAAUGCAUAUGAAAAAAAUAUCAUUCUAUUCAUAAAUAGUUAAAUACACAAAACUCGUAGACCCAUCGUGAGUAAUAAUAGAUAGACCCAUUAUCGAAUACUGAAGCCCAAUGAUUAGUUUUCGAUGUAAUGUGAAUAAUGGGCCCACGGAAACUAGUUUGGACUUUGGAGUGAAGAAAGCCAGCUAGCUCCCUUCUUCGCUUUCCUAAAACCCGCCUUCAACCCUUUGUUCUUCUUCCACGGACGCAGUUUUUCGCGUAGUAGAAAAAGCUGCUGCCUUCGAAUCGAAAGCUUUGCCCAGUGAGGGAGAAACAAGUAAACAGCUUAGCAAUGAGCUCACUAGCUUCGAGAUUCUCUAGCUUGUUACGAGUCUCUCGUACAAGCUCCCUCGUUUCUUCUUCAGGAGAUUGUGCUCAGAAAAGCUUGAGGGCGUGGUGCUCGUCGGUAUCGUUUGAUGAUGUUAAUAAUAACAAUGAGGUGAAGGCUGAGGAAAUUGAACCCGAGUUUGACGACUUCAUUGGUGACAAGCUGCCUGAUAUGCAACUCCAAGGUGUAGACCCUGGCAAAGGCUGGGGAUUCCGCGGUGUACAUAAGGCAAUAAUUUGUGGCAAAGUGGGACAAACUCCUGUGCAGAAGAUCUUGAGAAAUGGUCGAAGUGUAACAAUCUUUACUGUUGGAACUGGUGGAAUGUUUGACCAGAGACUGUUAGGAGCCAGAGACCUUCCAAAACCAGCACAAUGGCAUCGAAUCGCUGUGCACAAUGAAGCUCUUGGGGCUUAUGCAGUUCAACAAAUCGCCAAAAACUCUACUGUUUUUGUCGAGGGGGACAUUGAAACUAGAGUUUACAAUGACAGCAUUAGUGGAGAAAUAAAAAACAUACCAGAAAUAUGCGUUCGUCGUGACGGUAGAGUACGUCUCAUAAAAGGAGGGGAAAGCAAGACUAACUUCGAUCUUUCCUUCGAGGAUCUCCGAGAAGGAUUGUUUAACUGAUUGUUCAGUUUCCAUAUCACGGGCGAUAGUCAAAUUAACACAAGGAACAAUCCCGGAUCUAGCCAGCUUUGAUGUAAGAGAUUGAGUCAAAAUUGGGAUAACUGUUCGAUGUUUGUGGGAACUUUUCAUCAUCAAUCAGUCUCUUCCUCUCUCUCGUCCUCCCUCCGUGCUUAGUUAGCAAAGGGCUUCAGACCUUUGUGAACGAAGAAUUUUAUGUCUAUAAUCAUUUCUCAAAGCUUGAUUAGUAAAUCCAUAUUUGCUGAUAGUGAUGGAAUUUGGUACUUUAUAUUACGUAUCUAUGCAGUGAUUCAAUAGGAUGGCAAUAGUGUCUACACCAGCUGCGAGAUCCUGAUAAUGGUGUAGUUUUAAUUCUACCUUCACUCACUGUUCUAGAGUAUGCAAGCAAGACCUAAUUUCUAGUAACUUUAACGUCUGCACACGUUCUGGUUUUUCAUUGACAUUCAAUGAUUUUUUAACAUGAUUUAUUCAUCACCUAUUGCUGUGUGUCGAAUGGAUUGGUUUUACUUGUUCUAGGUGUGAUUGCCAAUACCACCAGCCAGAUUUAGGGUUCUUAUUCUGGAGCCAAGUGGCUAUAUGCAGAUGUUAGAGAUGUGGGGAUUUGUGGUUAAGCUUUCUCGUCGCAUCUUAAACCUUUUUUUUUUUUUUUUAAUCUGGAAGGUAAAAUUAGUGUUCUUUUUAUCAGCAAAUUAAAGAUUGACAAGCUGU